Molecule: messenger RNA, 938 nt
Organism: Ceutorhynchus assimilis (cabbage seed weevil)
Lineage: Eukaryota; Metazoa; Arthropoda; Insecta; Coleoptera; Curculionidae
Source: the annotation of a GenBank genome assembly
UAAAAAGUUAGGUUAGGUUUAUUAGAUUUUUUUUUUUAAAAAAUGAACAAAAUCUUUUCUACUCGGGUGGAAAGAGACCUCGUAGGCCUAAUUAUCAGAACCUACGCUUUCAAGUCCGACCUGAAAAUAAAAUGGGUGAGACCCGAGAAAAUCCCCUGCUACAAGCCCCAUCAUUCCGGUGACUUGGUCUCGAUGCCUUCGAUAAACAAAAACCAAUAUUUAUUAGAAUUCAGUAAAUCCAAAGAACUGGAAACUGCAAACGAUUACGUAAAACGCUUAUUCACUUUAGAAUUCAACCCCAACAAGUGCACCCAAAAACUAUACAUCAAACAAAACACGGACAAAAUCAAACGGCACGAAUAUGAUGGGGCUUCAAUUGAAGUGAAGUUGGCCCGCUGGACCGGAUAUAUCAGGGCCUGGCAAGAAAUCAUGGAACGAUUCCCUUACAACAAACGAGUCAAAGUAAACCUAAAAGAACUUAUAGAAAAACGCAAAAAACACUUGAGAUAUUUGCGCAAGUGGGACUACAAAAAGUUCGAGUGGAUCUUGGAGGAGUUGAAUAUUGUUUAUAAACCAUCGCCUACUGAUCCAAUUCCAGUAACACGUAAAUGGUCAUUGGAGAAAUUGACUGACAGAUAUUGCGAAGGAAUAAAACAGGAACGAUUGCAAGAGUUGCGGUUGAUGUUUGAACGCGAGCAACCAGCCUUUUUGGAGGAGAAAAUUAGAAGUUUGGAGUUUAUUCGAGAUGAGCAAAAAGAGUGCGGAGUCGAGGUUACAGUGACUCAACAGGAAAUCGAUUCAGUCAAAGAGAAACUUGAUAAAUUGAAACUGAAGAAGUUAGAAGUUGAAGACUAGAUUUUAAGUUAAUAAAAUGAUUUUGUUUGUUGAUGAUUUAUUUUGUAUUGGGCAAGGCCGAUUUAUUGAUACUCAAGGUUAAU